Molecule: messenger RNA, 3909 nt
Organism: Metopolophium dirhodum (rose-grain aphid)
Lineage: Eukaryota; Metazoa; Arthropoda; Insecta; Hemiptera; Aphididae
Exons: 3
Coding region: 1-3909 (1302 amino acids)
Biological process (GO): DNA repair; telomere maintenance
Molecular function (GO): DNA helicase activity
Source: RefSeq, a predicted model, not a curated record
AUGUGUUGCGCGUCAGGAAAAGUGCAACUACCUGAAAUUGAAACACCACCUGAACCAUUGAUCGGCUUACUCAUCAGCACGGAUCCAGAUUCUAACGAGUUCCUGAAGUCAAUUCGAAGAUUCAAUUCAAGCUUUCAAAUGACAUUGUUCGGAGCAACAGAAAUAGUUCGAAAUACUAAUGCAAAUGGUCAACAAUUCAAUUCUACAUUCAAAAUCAGAGGCCAAGUUUAUCAUAAAAUGGGCUCACUGCUGCCAAUGCCAAACGAACCACAUAAAUUCUUACAAAUAUAUUUUAUGGGCGGCGAUGAUUCCUUAAGCGCACUUGCCAAUCGCGUGAAUGCACGUUUUUACUAUAAUAACCUUGAUUCACUUUAUGCCAGGCGCGUCGUCGGCGAGCUAGAUGCUCUUUUGAACGAGCACAACGAGUUGUUGAAAAUAUUCAAAUCACAUAUUAUGCACCAAUUACAAAGCGAUAAUCACGCUAUCGUCAUUAAUCCUGAUAAAACACCAGCUGGAGAGCAUUUUCGUAGAUUCAAUGCACCCGUUGUUGAUGAUGUUGCUGGAAUCAUGGUUGGCGAUUGUACAGCUGCACGAGAAAUUGUGAUUCGUAGAAGAAAUAAUAACUUUCAGUUCAUUGCUGACACACAUCGUUCAUAUGACGCUCUCCAAUAUACGCUAAUAUUUUGGAAGGAACAAGACGGAUAUUGCAUAAACAUAAAACAACGAGAUCCCGUAUCAGGAGUUGAAACAAACAAGAACGUUAGCUCAAAGGAUUAUUAUGCGUACCGAUUAAUGAUUAGACGUGGCCUGGACAACGUCAUUUUGCGAUGUCGUGAGCUUUGUCAACAAUUCAUGGUCGACAUGUACGCGAAGAUUGAGAGCAAACGACUACGAUACUUACGAUAUAAUCAACAAAAGCUGCGCGCGGAUGAGUACAUUCAUUUGCGAGACGCUAUCAACAACAACGCCGACGUCGCCGAAAUUGGUAACCAUGUCAUUUUACCAUCAUCGUACGUAGGCAGUCCACGUCAUUUGCAAGAAUAUAUACAGGAUGCUCUGACUUACGUGCGCGAAUAUGGACGACCAUGUUUAUUUUUCACGUUCACAUGUAAUCCAAAAUGGCCAGAGAUUACAUCUUUGCUACUGCCUGGCCAAAAUGCAAUACAUCGCCAUGACAUUACAGCACGUGUGUUCAGACAAAAGUUGAAGUCUUUAAUAAGUUUCAUUACUAAAUCACAUGUAUUUGGUCCCACACGUUGCUGGAUGUAUUCGGUUGAGUGGCAAAAGCGAGGAUUACCUCAUGCACACAUUUUGGUUUGGUUCAUCGACAAAAUCCGUCCUGAAGAAAUCGAUAGUAUCAUUUCUGCGGAAAUUCCAGAUCCAUCCACCGACCAACUGCUGUUUGAUAUUGUUACAACAAACAUGAUUCAUGGUCCAUGUGGUACUCUAAAUAGUUCAUCGCCUUGCAUGGCUGAUGGAAAAUGUACUAAAAAUUUCCCUAAAGAUUUUACCAAUGAUACGGUCACAAAUAACGACGAAUACCCAAUAUAUCGUCGAAGAAAUCAAGAAAAUGGCGGACAGUCAUUUAUUAAAAAUAUCAUCAACACAGACAUUGAUAUUGACAAUCGUUGGGUGGUGCCAUAUUCGCCUCUGCUGAGCAAGACAUAUAAUGCUCAUAUUAAUGUUGAGUUCUGCAGUUCUGUGAAGAGCAUCAAAUACAUUUGCAAGUAUGUCCAUAAAGGCAGUGAUAUGGCGGUGUUUAGAGUGGAAAAUAUUAAUGUGAAAGCUCCUCCAGUGAAUAAAAACGAUGAAAUAACGCUCUACCAAAUUGGUCGGUACAUCAGCUCCAAUGAAGCUGCUUGGCGUAUCUUUGGUUUUCCAAUUCAUGAACGGGAUCCAGCAGUUGUUAAGUUAGCCAUCUAUCUUGAAAACGGUCAGCGUGUAUUUUUCACGAACGAGACAGCGAUUGAUCGUGCAAUAAAUCCACCUAAAACUACACUCACUGCAUUUUUUGAAUUGUGUAAUCGUGCGGAUGAUUUUGGUGCCUUUGCACGAACAUUACUCUAUUCACAAGUACCACACUAUUUCACAUGUACUCAAACAAAAACAUGGAUGCCCCGCAAGCAAGCCAAUCCAAGACACACGGAGUGCUUUUAUCUUCGACUGUUGUUGGUUAAUGUUACUGGCCCAUUAUCAUUUAAAGAUAUACGUAAAGUGAAUGGGCAACAAUAUCCAACGUAUAAAGAUGCAUGCCUUGCACUCGGCUUGCUUGAAGACGACAACCAGUGGGAAUGCAUGCUUGCUGAAGCUGCAUUGAACUGUACAGCAAUACAAAUUCGUCUACUAUUCGCUAUAGUGUUGACUACAUGCUUCCCAGCCCGAGCACAGAUAUUAUGGGAAAAUCACAAAGAUUCAAUGACUGAUGAUAUAUUGCAUCAACAUCGUAUACGGUGCCACGAUCUAACCAUAACAUUCAGCGACGAAAUGUACAAUGAAGCAUUGAUUGCUAUUGAGGAUCUUUGCAUUGUCAUUGCCAACUUACCACUUAGUAAUUUCGGUAUGAAUUCGCCAAAUCGAACUGCAUCUGAUUUAAUGAAUACUGAAAUGAAUCGUGAACUGCAGUACAGUACUGUAGAAAUGGCAGCGAUUGUUGCCCGCAAUGUCCCACUAAUGAAUGAGGAACAAACAACCAUUUAUGAUCGCAUUAUGCUCGCAGUUUCAGCUGGACAAGGUGGGUUCUUCUUUUUGGAUGCACUGGGUGGAACUGGCAAAACAUUCGUUAUUUCGCUAAUUCUUGCUGAAAUACGAUCAAAUAAUGGGAUCGCAUUGGCCGUUGCAUCAUCGGGCAUUGCAGCAACUAUAUUGGAUAGAGGUAGAACAGCUCAUUCAGUAUUUAAGCUGCCACUAAAUAUUCAGAAUAACCCUGACGCAGUAUGCAACAUUAAGAUACAAUCGUCCAUGGCCACUGUGCUAAAACGGUGUAAAAUUAUUAUUUGGGAUGAAUGUACUAUGGCACACAAACAUUCACUUGAGGCGUUGAACAAGACAUUGAAAGAUAUUAAAAACAGUGACAAACUAUUUGGCGGAACUCUGUUGGUCCUUUCAGGUGAUUUCAGACAAACACUUCCAGUCAUUCCACGUUCCACAUACGCUGAUGAGAUCAACGCUUGCUUAAAAUCAUCUCCAUUGUGGCGUAAUGUUGAAAAAUUACAGCUAAAAAUAAAUAUGCGCAUUCAAAUGCUUCAAGAUCCAUCCGCUGAAACAUUUUCAAAACAACUCUUAGAUAUCGGUGAUGGAAAAGUUGCUAUAGAUGAAACUGGAAACGUAAAAUUACCGACCGAUUUCUGCACAAUCGCUGAUUCGCAAGAUACUCUCAUUGAACAAAUAUUUCCCGAUGUACACACACAGUACAUAAAUCAUGAGUGGCUUGCAGAAAGAGCGAUUUUAGCGGCAAUAAAUGUAGACGUUGACAAUAUAAAUCUGAAGAUACAGAUGUUGUUGCCAGAGAACUUGGUAUCGUAUAAAUCUAUUGAUACGGUUUGCGACGACAGCGAAGCAGUAAACUUUCCCACAGAGUUUUUGAACUCACUGGAUUUUCCAGGCAUGCCACCGCAUAAUUUACAAUUAAAGGUUGGAUCUCCAAUUAUCAUGCUUCGUAAUUUGAACCCGCCCCGGUUGUGCGACGGUACGCGAUUAGUCAUUCAAAAAUUAAUGAAAAACGUGAUCGAAGCCAGGAUUUUAAAUGGCAAGUUCAGAGGUGAAAAUAUACUCAUACCACGGAUUCCUAUUAUACCUACUAAUGUGCCAAUUCAAUUCAAACGUAUUCAGUUUCCGAUUAGAUUGGUAUUUGCAAUGACUAUCAACAAAUCCCAAGGUCAAACGAUGUCUGUUUGUGGAUUAGAUUUGUGA